Molecule: messenger RNA, 554 nt
Organism: Paramormyrops kingsleyae
Lineage: Eukaryota; Metazoa; Chordata; Actinopteri; Osteoglossiformes; Mormyridae
Gene: rpl14
Product: ribosomal protein L14
Biological process (GO): ribosomal large subunit biogenesis; translation
Cellular component (GO): cytosolic large ribosomal subunit; ribosome
Molecular function (GO): RNA binding; structural constituent of ribosome
Source: RefSeq, a predicted model, not a curated record
GAAGGAAACGCACCUGCGCACUGAGUAUCCGGACGUCGUAUCUGCACCGAACGUCACUUCCGUCUUUCUUUUGGUCUCCGGACUGCCAUCAUGGUUUUCAAGCGCUACGUCCAGAUUGGCCGGGUGGCCUACGUGGCUUUUGGACCCUACGCAGGCAAGCUGGUGGCCAUCAUAGAUGUCAUUGACCAGAACAGGGCUUUAGUGGAUGGUCCGUGCACCGGCGUGAAGAGACAGUCCAUGCCCUUCAAGUGCAUGCAGCUCACAGACUUCAUCAUCAAAGUGCCCCACAGUGCCCGUCAGAAGUUUGUCCGUCGCGCGUGGGAGAAGGCCCAGGUCAACGAGAAAUGGACUCAGAGCAACUGGGCCAAGAAGAUCGAAGCCAGGCAGAAGAGGGCCAAAAUGUCAGACUUCGACCGCUAUAAAGUGAUGAAAGCCAAACGUAUGAGGAACAAGAUCAUCAAGCAUGAGCUUAAGAAGCUCCAGAAAACGGCUUCUGGAUCAAAGGCAAAGAAAGCAUAAACUCGAAUGAGAAAAUAAAACCGUUUGACAGUUUU